CAGACCUCCAGUCUGCAGCCAGAGUCAGGACAAACCGACCGUCCAAUGCUGCAAACCCAAGCGACACACGUCCCUCUCCACCACCAGCAAGCAGAUUAGUAUUCCUCCCACUCCACUCCACUCCACAGCCACGACGACGCGCAGGCGCAGGCGCAGCCCACCAACACCAACCACGCACCACGCACGGUAUCAAGUGUCGGGGAUAGCCGCCGGCCGGUGGCGUCGCAAGCAGCAGCAGCUUCCUGAGCGCAUCCGAGAGAGAGCAGCGAUGGAGACGAAGGAGGCGGCGGCGGAGCAGCUGCUGCAGAAGCAGCAGCCGGAGCCGGGGCAGGAGCAGUGGCGGGGCGCGGUGGAGGCGGCUCUGCCGUCGACCCCGGCCUCGGCGGCGUGGCCGCACAUCGCCAGCUUCUGCGCGCUGCACCGGUACCUCCCGGGCAUCGACGUGUGCGAGCUCGCGGCGGGGGAGGACGGGCGGCCCGGGUGCGUCCGCUACGUGGCCUCCCUGCAGGCGCCCGCCGCCGGGGACGGGGGCGCGGGGCGGGAGGUCGCCAGCUGGGCGCGCGAGGAGCUGCUGGAGAUCGACGGCGGCGCCCGCCGGCUCGCGUACGCCGUCGUCGGCAGCAGCAUGGGGUUCGGCCGCUACGUCGGCAGCAUGGCCGUCGUCGAGGACGAGGCGGGGGGGUGCAGGCUGGUGUGGGCGUUCGAGUGCGAGCCCGUGCAGGGGUGGAGCCUCGACGGGCUGCUCGGCUACCUCGACGGCGGGGUCAAGGCCAUCGCCGCGCGGAUCGAGGAAGCCGAAGCCGCCGCCGCCGGUGCUCCGCCAGCUGGAGGCGACGUCGACGUCGUCGCCGCCGCUUGAAGGAUCGGAGCCAUCAACAUAUAUCAAUCGUCUACCGCCGAAUUGUCGCCUAAUGAUUAUUGGCUGCUAGUAAUAGUUCUCGUCAAACUCAUUUUAUUAACGCAUUGUUAAUUAAUCACAUGCUCUGGGUCGUUGCUUGCUUGUCUCUCCUAGCUUCAAUUCCUUCUCUGCCGUGUCUGUGUCGUGUGGUGUCAGGCCGCUUGAACCUUGAAAGGGACACUUGGCUCCUGUUGUCUCCGAGAUUAUUGUGGGCCCUGCCACCCAGUGGCAGUGGCGCUAUAUAGAUAUUAUAUGUGCCUCCCGAUUUAGC
Messenger RNA from Panicum virgatum (switchgrass), 1169 nucleotides. RefSeq names its product lachrymatory-factor synthase-like. Lineage: Eukaryota; Viridiplantae; Streptophyta; Magnoliopsida; Poales; Poaceae. The transcript has a single exon. The record is from RefSeq and is a predicted model, not a curated record. Bases 269 to 859 code for a protein of 196 amino acids.